AACCACACUUUACAUGCUCAAUUUGAAUUUUACCGAUUCGUGUUAAAGUCGGUGAAUCUAAUCCGAAAAUUGGUUCUCCUUAUCAGAACGGAUCAUGAAAAUAGUUUUGUGUUUUCUCCUACUUUGUGUGCAUUGUGGGGUCCUGUCACGAAGCUCGGACUAUAAACUUGGCAACACUUACGGGUACAGAAGCUCUAAUUCUAAAAAUGAUAUCUGGGAAGAUUCAAAACAAGAUGAUACAUGUUACAAGCGCGGUAUAUCGUUCCUAGACAAAAGUUUAGACGAUGAAAUUGAAGAGGAAAUUGCAGGUUUUAACAUGCAACGUAGUUGGAACGGACGGAAAGUGGUUUAUAAGAUCGACAACUUACCAAAGUGUACUGAUAUAAAAGAUGCCGCAACAGUAAAGAUGAUUAUUGACAAUGCUGCAGAGACGUGGAAUAAAGUUGAGGGGGCUAAUGUUAUGUUGGUGAAUAUUGAGGAUAUUAAAAAUAGCAACAAAGUUAAAGACAACCAAGACUUCGACAAUAACAGCGAAAAGAACAACAAUAACAGCAACGAAGAUGAGUUUAGUAACGACACCGAAGAAAUGGACGAAUUACAAUCUGCAGACUAUAACAUUAACGACUCUGAGUCAGACUUUCCAACUGACUACCAGGGUGUUGAUAUAAUAGUGAGCUUCGAGCCCUGCAACCACUUGAAACACCGGGAUAAGAACCCUAACGCAUUCCUGGAGGAGUAUGGGGAGGAUUGUGAGGGAGUUUACGCUCACGCUCAUUUCUUCGGUGAUAUUCAUUUUAACGAGUUGAUGACGUGGACAGAUAAGGUGUUAACUGAGAAAGAUCUGACUUUUAACGAUUACGUAAAGCCAAACUUGUACUCUAUUGCUUUACAUGAAUUUGGACAUAGUCUGGGACUCAGGCACACGCUCGUGAAACAGGAUGCGAUGUACUGGGAUUUUAGUGGUAUGAGAAAACAAGAGCUGCUGGAGCUCGGAGAAAACGAUAUCAAGGAACUUAAGAAUCUUUACAAGGUGAAAGAUAAGUGUCAAGACAAAGUGUCCAUUUGUUCCAGAAACCAAGAUCAGUACUGCAAUAACGUUGAACAAAGACCGCUUUGUGCAAAAACCUGCGGCGAUUGUGAUGAAUGUGGUACAGGCUUAGUAGACGACUAUAUGAAGUGCAGUGAGAGCAUCUGUAACGAUAUGAAUCAUCAAAUGAGACCGUUCUGUCGGAAAACUUGUAAACUUUGUGACCCCGGCUCUAUUACUGGUAAGUGCACUGGACUACCCGGUAAUAUCUCCCGGCUGAUUACAGAUGAGAAGUUUCCUAUUAUCCGGGGUACCCCUGUUAAAGUGCGGUGUGAGAAGGGCUACAAGAUAGACGGAGACGAGGUGAUUACUUGUAGGGACGGGGAGGUCUUUACUUGGGAGGAAGAGGAACCUGAAUGUGAACUGAUACAGAUCGAAGAAGAAGAGCAGUGUGUUGAUGUACGUGCGAAAAACUGCAAAAGGCUAAAGUCGAAACCAGAUAGAAUAAAGAAGAAAUGCAAGAAGUCCAUUUGGAAGAAGUCGUGUCCACAAACAUGUGGUGCUUGCAAAAUAGGCCCCGAAAAGAAAAAAAGAAAAGUGUAAAAGAAGACUUGAACGGAAACAUGGACGAAAAGUCCUCGUAUUAAAUUUAAAGUUAAAUGCCCCGGACUUGGUCAUGAAAUUAAAUGCAU
Molecule: messenger RNA, 1719 nt
Organism: Bolinopsis microptera
Lineage: Eukaryota; Metazoa; Ctenophora; Tentaculata; Lobata; Bolinopsidae
Exons: 10
Coding region: 95-1630 (511 amino acids)
Biological process (GO): proteolysis; extracellular matrix organization; collagen catabolic process
Cellular component (GO): extracellular matrix
Molecular function (GO): metalloendopeptidase activity; zinc ion binding
Source: RefSeq, a predicted model, not a curated record